Messenger RNA from Spodoptera frugiperda (fall armyworm), 2171 nucleotides. RefSeq names its product cytochrome P450 4g15 (gene Cyp4g15). The coding region runs from base 182 to 1855 and encodes 557 amino acids. Lineage: Eukaryota; Metazoa; Arthropoda; Insecta; Lepidoptera; Noctuidae. The transcript is spliced from 9 exons. Gene Ontology annotation, molecular function: oxidoreductase activity, acting on paired donors, with incorporation or reduction of molecular oxygen; iron ion binding; monooxygenase activity. The record is from RefSeq and is a predicted model, not a curated record.
UGCCUGUGAGUAUCAGACAGUAGCGACGAAGUUUGACGUCACGCGCGUGUAUAUAGACACUUGCGCAGGAGUUUCUUAAAUAGUCUGUAGUGAGACACACUGAGUGUCGUUUGGGGAUAGGACAAUUUGUCUACCCCGCUAGUGAAGGUGAUUCUUAACAAGAGUGUAAAAUCAUCGAAACAUGAGCUACACGACUGCAGAGAGCGUGGUGCCCACCAGCACCUGGACCGCCACAAACUUGUUCUACGUACUGGUGGUACCAGCCCUGAUCCUCUGGUACGCGUACUGGCGCAUGUCCAGAAGACAUUUAUAUGAACUCGCGGCCAAACUACACGGGCCCCCUGGCCUACCCCUGCUCGGAAACGCGUUAGAGUUCACUGGUGGAUCCCACGACAUCUUCAAAAAUGUAAUCGAGAAGAGUAUUCCUUUCGAUGGAGAAUCCGUAGUGAAGAUUUGGAUCGGACCCCGUCUUUUGGUGUUCUUGUACGAUCCUCGUGACGUUGAGCUCAUCCUCAGCAGUCACACACACAUCGACAAGGCUGAUGAGUACAGAUUCUUCAAACCUUGGCUCGGAGACGGUCUCUUGAUCAGUACUGGCCAGAAAUGGAGAUCUCACCGCAAGCUGAUUGCUCCCACUUUCCACUUGAACGUUCUGAAGAGUUUCAUUGAUCUGUUCAAUGCCAACUCCAGGGCCGUUGUUAACAAGCUGAAGAAGGAAUCAGGAGAAUUCGACUGCCAUGACUACAUGAGCGAAUGUACCGUAGAAAUCUUACUCGAGACUGCUAUGGGAGUCAGCAAAACUACACAAGACCAGAGCGGAUUCGAAUACGCUAUGGCUGUAAUGAAGAUGUGUGACAUCCUUCACUUGAGACAUACCAAGAUCUGGCUCAGACCCGACCUCCUCUUCAAAUUUACCGACUACGCUAAGACUCAAACUAAACUCCUUGACGUCAUCCACGGUCUGACCAAGAAGGUUAUCCGAAGGAAGAAGGAGGAAUUCAACUCUGGCAAGAGGCCCACUAUUUUGAACGACUACAGUACCAACAACGCUGAGGAAACUACCAAGACUACAUCCGUCGAGGGUCUGUCAUUCGGUCAGGCGGCCGGUCUUAAGGACGAUUUGGAUGUUGAUGACGCUGAUGUAGGACAGAAGAAACGUUUGGCCUUCCUUGACCUCCUCCUCGAGAGUUCACAGAGCGGUGUUGUCAUUUCCGAUGAGGAAAUCAAGGAACAAGUGGACACUAUUAUGUUCGAGGGUCACGACACAACUGCCGCUGGAAGCAGUUUCUUCCUGUCGAUGAUGGGUAUCCACCAGGAUAUCCAAGACAAAGUUAUCGAGGAACUUGACAAGAUUUUCGGUGACUCAGAUCGCCCAGCCACUUUCCAGGACACUCUUGAAAUGAAAUACCUGGAAAGGUGCCUCAUGGAAACCCUCAGAAUGUUCCCCCCAGUGCCUAUCAUUGCACGUCACCUGAAGCAAGACAUCACUCUUCCUUCAUGUGGUAAGCAAGUGCCUGCUGGUACAACCGUAGUAGUAGCAACAUACAAACUGCACCGUCGCCCCGAUGUCUACGAAAACCCUACCAAGUUCGACCCUGACAACUUCCUGCCUGAGAAAUCAGCGAAUCGCCAUUACUACGCAUUCGUGCCAUUCUCUGCUGGACCCAGAAGUUGUGUUGGUCGUAAAUACGCCAUGUUGAAGCUGAAGAUUAUCUUAUCUACCAUACUUAGGAAUUUCCGCGUCUACUCUGACCUUAAAGAGUCCGACUUCAAACUGCAGGCUGACAUUAUCCUCAAGCGAGCUGAAGGAUUCAAAGUACGCUUGCAACCACGCAAACUGGCCAAAGCGUGCUGAUUAGUUACAUUAUAAUUCCUAAUUUUAAUUUUUAUGUAAAUAUGGACGCAUGGUUCUCGCAUUUUUACUAAGUCCGUGCUGAUAGCAUGGAAUAAAAUAUUUUCAUAACAUAUUGUUAAUGUCAAGAAAGAUUUUAAAUCGGUGGCAGACCUUUAGACACGGGAAGGUGUUGAUAACGGUGCAACAGUUGGCACGUUUUGCUCAAUAUUAUUUAACUAUGCGGUUAUUUUAAGUACUUUGUAAAUAGACAUUUAAAUUAUACCCUUUUUACGUUGUACGAAUAAGACGAACCAAUAAAGUAUAGGUAACAAAUAAA